UCCCCGCGAGUGUCCCUGAUGCCCAGGAGUGUGCUCCCCACCCACCGGCUACCUCUCCUGACUCAGUAGUUACUUGAUUUGUUAUAGUUUGGAGAUUUUUUUUUUAAAUUGUCCACGGAUCUUUUAUUUUAUUUAUUCUUAUGCGAUGCUGAGGAUCGAACCCAGGGCUCUUCCACUGAGUCCCAGUCCCUUGGAGAUUUUUUAACCUCAAGAAGUACAUUUUCUCUUCCUUAAGCUGUUUCUUCCUGGGAAUACUGAUCCGCCUUCAUCUCACUGAAGCAUCAUGAAGUCACACCAUUCUGCUGUGCUUAUGCUAGCCUUCCUGACACUCCUGAUGUGGCUCCCUGGGUCACUGAGCUGCAACAAAGCACUGUGUGCUAGUGACGUCAGCAAAUGCCUCAUUCAGGAGCUCUGCCAGUGCCGGCCCGGCGAGGGGAACUGCUCCUGCUGUAAGGAGUGCAUGCUGUGUCUCGGGGCCCUCUGGGACGAGUGCUGUGACUGUGUGGGCAUGUGCAACCCUCGGAACUACAGCGACACGCCACCCACCUCUAAGAGCACGGUGGAGGACCUUCACGAGCCCAUCCCCUCGCUCUUCCGGGCGCUCACUGAGGGGGACACCCAGUUGAACUGGAACAUCGUCUCCUUCCCUGUGGCGGAGGAGCUCUCGCACCACGAGAACCUCGUCUCCUUUCUCGAGACGGUCAAUCAGCCUCACCAGCAGAACGUGUCUGUCCCCAGCAACAAUGUGCACGCGCCUUACUCCAGUGACAAAGAGCACAUGUGCACAGUGGUGUACUUUGACGAUUGCAUGUCCAUACAUCAGUGUAAGAUAUCCUGCGAGUCCAUGGGCGCAUCGAAAUACCGCUGGUUCCACAAUGCCUGCUGCGAGUGCAUCGGCCCCGAGUGCAUUGACUACGGCAGUAAGACUGUCAAAUGUAUGAACUGCAUGUUCUAAAGAAGGAAGAGAAACAGGAACCCAAGCACUCACAAUCACAAGAAAGGUGUGAGCAUGACUCAGUGAGUCCACUGGUUGGAUCAGAAUACCAGCAAGUUCCAAAGGUGCAAGGGCUGGGAAGGAGGUGCCAUGUGAGGGUGCUGGGUGCUGGGGUGGGUUAGACACAUGCGUACUACCACUCCCUCCUCUCCGUGCCCCUGGCUGCACACCUCUCCCUUGUUAUACAUGCACAGCACUGGUGUAGGAGAAGCCUCCAAAGCCUUUGUGCCCAACACAAAGCCUGGUACUGCUCCCUUCUUGUGUUCCAAGCACUUUCCAGUGUUUGCAGAACCCACUCAAGUGAGUUAGGGCUCCCUCAGUGCCUGCGACUCCUGGGACCUACCUGUUUCCAUAGCUGUGUGCCACUCUUCACUGUGCCUUAUGUCUCUCUGCUUUAUGAACAGAGGGGAUGUUCAAAGACAUCUCUGAAAACCAUGAAAAUCACCUUAGUAAGCGUCCGCAUUGGUUCUAGAAAGCAGGUGCCCGCUACAUUUUACAUUUGAGAGCCCUUAUGCGCUAGAAGCCCUGCCCCGCCAGGGACAAUGCUCUAGGGCAGAUCUCUUGUCUGCCCACCCGGAGUGCUCAGCUGGGUGUCAGGGUGCACCGUGAGACUGUGUGGCGCACUCCGCCAGGGCAAGUAACUGGCGUCUUAGGUGCCAGCGAGGAGCACUGGGCGCAGCAGGACUGCCGAGCCAACUCUACUUAGCCUGCAGAAAAGCAUUCUGUCCUCUGGGCAGGUGGGUGGCUGGUAGCCAGGCCACGUGGAGGUGACAAUGAGCCUCAGCCCUGUGGAGACAGAGCCGGUUCCCCAGCCCACACAGAAUCAGAAGAGAAUUCAAGAUAUGAACAGGGCGGGCUGGAAGUGCUGGGAGGGCGCUGAGGACAGCCACAUGACACGAGGCCAUGCCCAUGGGGGCGGUUGUAUCUGGAUCUCUUGCUCUUAUUAAAUAGGCAUCAGAUCGUGGGAGGUUGGAAUUCUGAAAUAUUUUUAAGAAUAUCUGUUCAAGAUUCUGUACACUCCAAAUACACUGCAGGAUUAUUUAGUCAGCUUUUUAUAUAAUGUCUCAGUGGAGAUAAGCUUAAAUACUCUGUCCUUCAUAGAAUCCCAAACUUCAAGUAUGAAUCUAAAACAUAAAUAUUUUUAUUAUACAAACUCUUGAUUUUACAAACUUUCUAAUUUCUCUAGUGAAUAUUUGAAUUAUAAGUAACUUUUUAGGAAUACCUCUUUGUAUGUCUUCAUAUUUUAGUGUACGCACAUAGAUAAUGCUGUUGGUAGUUUGUAUUAUUCAUUAUCUGAACAGUAGUUAUCGGGUCAUUUGUAACAUUGUGAUUACAAUAAAGUUCACAGCUGGAUCACAUUUCUGCUCUGAGGUCACUAACGAAGGUCACAGGGACUUAGGUAUUUUGGCCUCUUAGGAAGCUGAGCUUUAUGGCUCUUGGGACAUCCUGUGCCUGGAGGCUCCUGGCACCUUUCCUUAACCCCUCCUCACCAGCACCUUCGAGGCCAAGGCCAGGGAAGGAGUCCGCUGCCUCAUUUCAGCUUCACUGCUUUCCAGGUGGCUUUAUGCCUACGAGUGGAGGAAUGCUUCUGGGUUGGUUGGGAACACAGUGGAUAUUUUCUUAACAGUGACAAACAUGUUGAAGUGCAUUGAUCACCAUUUUUUAGCUUUCAUUAUGAAGUUGUAAAAUGCUGUACUUUUUUCCACCUUUACGUUUCUCGGAACCCCAUUCUCACUGCAAGGGAUCCCAAUGGAGUGGUCCAUUGUGCUCACCUGCUUCUCUCUCCUGGUUUGCCAAGGGAUGAAGAAAACCUUAGGGUCCCACUUCCAGUUCUCUGGUGGCCUCUAGGUUCUGCAUGUGAAUGUUUUUCCAGAGUGAAAGCAUAGUACCAGAGAGGCCAGCAGCCUCGCAAAACACAGACCCUUUCUACCACGCAGAACGUUCACGCCCAUGCUGAUGGUCAGAAGAAAGUCUUUUUAUUUUAAUCAAAAAUUGAGUGGUCACCUGUGUUAUAGCCAUAUCUAAGCUGGGGGGGGCCCUGUGAGAGGUGUGCAUCAGCCGCUGUCCUGUGGCGGGGCGUGUGCUAACCAGCUCUGCCCUCCCUCCCGUGAUGUUGUGACUAUCGUGACUGAGUUCACAGUGGUUGCCCCAAAUCAGUCGACAGUUCAAAUAAAAUCUCACAUCUGUUCACAAGGCUGCUCUUAAAGGGAGGCCACCAUGUAGCAGUGCCAGAACACAAAACAGGUGUCAGGCAGCAUGGAAUGCAGGAGAGAAACCGAGAAUUCAGUGGAGAGUGAGGGAACUCAGCCACGUUUUCAAAGUUAGUUUUGAGAAAGCCACUUUGAAGUUUUCCAGGUCUAUGCUGCACUCCUAAGAGUGGGUUUACUGUGUUCUAGAUGAUAUACAACAUGUAAAAUAGGUAUCUUUUCUUUGGUUGUCUCUAUAAACAAAAAAGUAUUUUAAUAAAAACUUGAAAUGAA
This is a messenger RNA of Ictidomys tridecemlineatus (thirteen-lined ground squirrel), 3474 nucleotides long. NCBI's taxonomy places the organism in Eukaryota, Metazoa, Chordata, Mammalia, Rodentia, Sciuridae. The record is from RefSeq and is a predicted model, not a curated record.